AGCAUAACCAUAUCGUUUAAUAUUCAAUUUAAAUAAUAUUUUAAAAAUAAUGUUGGUUUAUAGACAAAGCCAUAUUGCCUUACUUAGUCACAUUCCAUAUUAAAUAAUAUUUGAUUUCUGUUUUUCUCUUGUCCUGCCAUAUGUUUUGGUGCAAACAUUCAGUUCCCACAGACAUCGUUCCUAGAAAACAUGGGAAAUAAAAUCCUGAUUCUGUUUUGCUUUAUCUCUUCAGCUUGAGACCAUUCAGAAUUAAAGCCUUGUUGACAGAGAAAAUAGAAUAGGCUCUUUGUUAUGAUUCUGUUCCAAUAUUCUUCACAGGGAAUUCCACGUUGCUCCGUGUAUUGCCUUCUUUGUAUGAAAAGCAGCAAGAACCUUUAAGCAACCACCUGAGAGAAUUGGUAGGACUGAUGCCUCAUCUGGAACCAUCUGAACAGCAACAUCUUCUACAGCUUUUGCUAACUGUGGCAAAGAAAAAGCAGCCCAAGGUUCUCAAAGAAUGUAUUUCUUCUCUAAUUGAUCAUCUAAGAGAUCCUCUUUAUAACGACAUCGUCUUAGACAUAUUCAUAGAAAUAUCAGAUUAUGAACCAGAACUGUUGGCCAAUCUACUGCCUGUACUGAAAGAAACUGGGGAGACUUUUCCUAAUUUGAUAGGGCAAAUGGCAAAGAUUUUUGGAGCUGUUGGACAAGUUGAUGAGGAACAAGCUCGGAUCUGCCUGGUCUAUUUGCUUAAUCAGCUGGGAAACAUGGAACAUUCUUUCCACCAUAUCAUUUUGUUGGAGAUCAAAUACAUCACUGACCUCUUCUCCAACAUCUUGGGUAUCCAAAGCAGAGAUAUUUAUCGUAUGAGUAACAGUUUCACUGCUGUAGCUAAACAUCUCAGCCAACAGCUGAAAAACAACACGAGUUCCGAAUGCAG
Thamnophis sirtalis is the source of this 916-nucleotide messenger RNA. The record is from RefSeq and is a predicted model, not a curated record. Lineage: Eukaryota; Metazoa; Chordata; Lepidosauria; Squamata; Natricidae.